Messenger RNA from Penaeus vannamei (Pacific white shrimp), 1946 nucleotides. The record is from RefSeq and is a predicted model, not a curated record. Lineage: Eukaryota; Metazoa; Arthropoda; Malacostraca; Decapoda; Penaeidae.
GCUUGUGAGGUCGAAGCGCUUCGUGCGGGGUUCGGCUUCGGUACAAAAGGAACUCGUCACGCUUCGAGAGCCUGCGGGACUCGUGAAAAGUGAAGGGUUUAGUGCGUUGUCUUACAUAUAUUAUUAUCAUCAUCAGAAUGUGUGUGAUUUGAUGAGAAUGUUGUUGUGAAAUAAGUGAUUUGUUGUUUGAGGUGAAGACGUUGUGACGUCUUGUUCUAUUUAUGGUGACGAAUUUCGAAGAUAAAGCAUUUUCGAUGAAAAGUUCGUUUUUAUUAAAUGUAAUGAAACAAAAAAUGUGUUCGAACGAACUGCUUCUUGUUAAGCGUUGGUCUGUAAGACUGUGAGCGUUGAAAUGACCACCUCAUCGCAAGACUAAACAAGCAGAUCACCUUCGGAAAAUGGCUUGCCAAACGCAGUCCUUCUGGGUCAACUUCGACACCCUCAGGAAAAGCCGCAGAAGGAACUCCAUCUGGGGGUCCUUCCUCUCGCCCUACGACGUCGCGCUGACCUCGGAGGAAGGCCUCCUUCAGAGCAGACUGAGCCGCGACACUCGGACGUCCCGUUCGCUGCCGCCCCGCUCGCCGCGCACGAGGAGGCGAGGGGCAGCUUCUCCUGCGCCCCUGACGCCCUUCUCGACACUACGUGAUCGCCAUCACGCCGCGGCUGCCGCUCCGCCUCGGGCAGAUAUUAACGGGCGGUGCGCCUCAUGCGCCGCUGAGAAGAAGAAGAAGAAGAGGACUUUGAAGAAGAAGAAGAAUGGGGUCUCGAAGUCCGCCGAGGUCCUGGAGGACUCCUCGCCCGGCCACUGCGAGCUAGGAUUCUGGGAGCAGAAGAGGCUCCUCUCCAGGAUCAGUAGGUCCUCCGACGAGCUCUCCAGGGUGAAGCGGGUAUACUUGGAGGAGCUGGACCUGUGCAACGUCGGCCUCUAUGCGUCCAGGUCGGACGAGUCUCUGAACUGCUUCGGCCUCGAAGGCGCCGACGUGUGUCCCGACGCCGCCGAGUGGGAAGGGCGGGCGCUCGCCCAUUUGCACGGAUCGCUCGCCACCCCCCGUAGGGCCGAGCAGCGACGUCAGGCGAUGGAUUUCAGCGAACGAAGAGGCGAGCGGGCCAGCAGGAGCACAGCCCAGCAGUCGCAGCGACUUUCCAGAAGGAGCACAAGAGCCGCCGCAGGGGGUCCUGCUGGGGACGACGCGGACGACCAUCCCGCCGUCACUGUCCGGCCCGGCUACCGCCUGCCCAGGUCGCGGAGCUGCGGCGCCAAGACUUACCAGCGGGUCGCGUCGCCACCGCGGGAGGGCAGCAGGAGCCCUCGCUGGAUGAGCUCGGCGAGCCUCAAGCCGGAGCGGAGUGGCGUCUCUCGGGCCCUCUCGGCGGACCCGGGGGAGCAGGAGGCUUUGGCCCUCGUCGGGGACAUCCCUCCGGUCUCGCAGCUGCGCUUCAACAAAUAUAACUUCCGGAGGCGUCGGCCAGACCGGCUGGAGCUGCACAAGGACGUACUCUUUCCCCAGGGCGCAGGUCGGCACCAUCCCCCGGAGGGCUUGAACCUCGGCUCCUCCGACACGAAGCCCAGAGGCGGGGACCCGGGGCGAUGUGAGUGCGGGUGUGCGCGGGCGACGGCGCAGCAGCAGGAGCGCGCCUCGGCCCGAAAGACCUCGCGCAGUCUUCUCUUGAAGACGUUCAGCUUUCGGUCGAAGAGCGUAGAUCGCGCGAAGGCCUCGACCCGCUCGCCGGCGCCGCGCGAUUGGCGGGAGGCCGACGCCGGCGCUGCCCCCUGUGUUGGCCGCGAGGCGCUGCGGUGCUCGGAGAGGACGCGGACGGACGGAGCCGCGGCCUCAUCUUCGACGGGUCGAGCAGCGCGCGCACGGGCUCCUUCCCGAACUCGCUGGUGGCGCGACACGACGCUCAAGGUAGGUGGCCGAGGGAGGCCUUUCCUAUGGUCGCCUUAG